This is a messenger RNA of Centruroides sculpturatus (bark scorpion), 3351 nucleotides long. Its product is annotated as centrosomal protein of 41 kDa A-like. Lineage: Eukaryota; Metazoa; Arthropoda; Arachnida; Scorpiones; Buthidae. Bases 167 to 1315 code for a protein of 382 amino acids. Gene Ontology annotation, biological process: cilium assembly; protein polyglutamylation. The record is from RefSeq and is a predicted model, not a curated record. The transcript has a single exon. Gene Ontology annotation, cellular component: ciliary basal body.
UUAUUAAUCAUUUUAAUCAUAAAAUGACUUUAAAAAUGAAACUUAAAAUUAAUAAAUUUUUGAAAUUUGAAAGUGGCGCUGUUGUAACUAUCGUCCAUGCUUGUCAUUUUACCGAUCAAUGUGGUGUUAGAUUCCUUCGGCGUUUCGAGGAACAAAAUGGUGAACGAUGUCUGCUAAAUCUAGGAUUAUUAAGCGGGAUAUUAUAUAUAAAAACAUUCCAGAAAACACAAAAUAUAAAAAUGUACGUCCUAGAGUUGACAGCGGUGCCAGCGUUAGGAGAUAUUUGGAAAGAAUGCAAGAAUCUCAGAGAGACAUCAAGCUGAAGAGAGAUGAAGUGUUUAAGAGGAUAAAAUUAGCUACUUUCGUGAAUUUAGUGAUUGAAGUAUCCAGAGAGACCUUUGUCGAUAACUUUCGCGAGAUAUCAACACCCAAUCUCCCUCCUAUCAAAGCAAGCAUCACUCCUAAAGUUCCAUGUUGCAAAUCCUUGCCUUCGGGUAGGAGAAGACAAGAAAGAGCUCAAAAGGAAGACAUUAUAAGUAAUGGAAAUGAAGAAAGUCAAAAAUCUUCGCCUGAACAAAGAAAUACACCGUUCAGAGUAGAUAGUGCUUUGUCGGUCGAUUCUAUGAGAUCUACUUUUCAAAGUGUAAUCAAUGGUAUUGGUGAAAUGGAUGUAAAGUGUGAAAUGAGAUCUUUGUCUACUACUCUGCCAAAGAGUGCUAUUGAUCCUUAUCUUCUGUUAGAUGUGAGAGAUCCGGAUUCUUAUCGACAGUGUCACAUAAUCACUGCCAAAAAUUAUCCUCACUCUAUGCUUUUGAGAACAUGUAAUUAUGAAUCAAACGAUUUGUUAACUUUUAAAAAUGUUCCAAAUAAAAUCAUCGUGGUGUACGACGAAGACGAAAGCUUGGCCUCUCGAGUUGCUUCGACGUUAGUUCAGAGAGGCUACGAUAAUAUAUUUAUGCUUUCUGGUGGUUUAAAAUUAGCAUCGUAUCGUUUCCCUACCGGAUUAAUUACCGGAUUGCUACCCCCCUCUUGUCGGCAAGGUGUCGGUCAAAGAAGUUCCUCGUUGAGUAGGUUAAAUGUUCGUAAUAAUACCUCCGAUACAUUUCUACCAAAAAUCUUAAAAGAUAGCUUUACGGUUGAAGAUUUACAACUAUUGCAAUCGCAGUUAGAUAGGAAUGUGGUAUCUAGAAGCUCUUCGCGGUGCGGAAGCGAACGCAGCAGGACUGCUCAAAGCGUAACGAGAAAGUCUCCUCAGAUAAGCCGAGCUGCUACGGCUUUUGCCAAGCCGCCCGGAAAAAUUCAGCCUUGGAAAUGAACAGUAGUAUAUUUCAGAUUUAUCACUAAUUUACUAUGCCACGGUUGCCAUUCUAGUCAUUAUACAUUCUUUAAUAUAUGUGAAAAUCAAUGUUAGAAUAGAUUGAUAAUAUUUCAAAGUAUCAGUAUACACUAAAAUAGAUUUAUUUAGGAGUUAAACUAAAAUUAUAAUGUUGUAGUAACAUUUUUUGAAUCUUUGAUUUGUACUCAUCCACAUUCAUUUAAGAAAUGAAGUGUUCUUUGUGUUUGCUUUCAAUUUAAUUGCAAAGUGGAUUGAAAGAUUUGGAAAUGUUACUAAAACAACUUUUUUAUUUUGGAUCCCAAAUAAAUUAGAUUUGAUGUUAAUAUAAUGACUUAUUAAAGAGAUAAUUUUACAUUACAAUUGAAUAUUGCAAGAUCUUCAGUUGCUGAUCUUAUAUCUCUGAAGCAUAUGCAAUGCAUGAUACUUUUUAACAGUUUUGAUAAUUAUUUAGCUGUGAUUUGUGUACAUAUUUAUAAAAUAUUAAUUUGUAAAUACUCAAUUUAAACAAAUUUUUGAUAGAAGUAGAAUAAUUGUGCCAUUUUUUAGAAUGAAUAAGCACAGAGAAGUCUUUUAUAAUUAAUUUUAAAAACUUAGAUUAUAAAAACUGAAGAUUUGAUAAUUAAAUUGCUGAAAAUUGACAUUUGUAUUUAAAAAUUGUUAUUUACUGUAUGAAGAUUUGGUAGAUAAAAUGUGAAUAUUUUAAGCUAGGAUUAAACUAUCAAAAGUAAAGCUUUGUCAUUAGUAGAGGAGAACGAAUUACUUUUUUUUAAUCAGAAAAAACUUUGUAAUCCGUCCCAAAGUUUCUCAGGUUGGAAUUAAAAUCAGAAUUGACUAUUUUUUGUGAUCAGUUUUAUUAGAUAAUUUGCUAAACCAUGUUUAAAUAUACUUAUUGAAUAUAUAAAAUAAGAAUUUUUGAGAUAUUAAUGUUACUAGUAUAUCAAAAAUGUCUACAAAGGCACAAUAUUUGUAAUAUUUCAAAAUUUAAAACUUCCUGUUUCUUAUCAGAAACUCAUAAAUGCAUUUGUUGAGUUUUUAGAGGUUUAAGUAGUUAAUACAAUACAUGUGAUUGUGAUUUUAUUUUAGUUUUAGAAUCUGUUAUUAGCUAUUUUAAUGUGUAAGCAGCAUAUUAAUGUAUGAGUACCUUUACUCUGUUAUAUAUACAGUAUAAACAUUAUACAAUUGUUUCACUUAAAGUGCAUAUUAAAGAUUUUUAAAUACUCGAGUGCUUGUUUUUAUAAUGAAUCUUGAGAAUUAGUACUGUAUUUGAAAAAGCUUAACUUCAAUCAAUAUUUUAUAAUUAAAUACAUUAGCAUUACGGAUUAUUGAAAUAUUUUUAUAUGGUGUAUAAUGUUCCGGUGGAGUAACAGAUGCUUUUAGUUAGGUAAUCAAUUCUGGAUUGUCAAAUGGUUCUAUCAGAAACAUUCAUUCAAAUUAGUACUGUAGUGUCAUGUCCUGUACGUCAUACUUUUCCGUUAGCGAUGGAGUCGCGCCCGUCAUCUGUCUAACUUCUUUCAGGGGAAAAUUUUUGAAUUGAAAUAACAUGAUUUCCAGUUUGCAUCGGAAGUUCGUAUAUAGUUAAUCGGGACACAAACGUUAACACCCUGAAGCAUACAUAACACAGAAAGACGAGAUUGUUGCAGAAGGGGGUGAAGUAAUUCGACCAAAAGUAGUAGUUGACCUCUUCCCGGAAGGGAGACCUGCCAACGACUACUAAUUAACACUAGUCUACUAUUAAUAUUUGAAAAGCGAUCCGUGUUGAAUAGGUUGCGAUGGCUCCAGGUGUGAUUGAAGUUGCUAACCUUAACGUCCGAAAGACUUCGUAUGACUUGUUUAAAUAAAAAUCUUGUAAAAAAUGCGAGAAUAAUUGCUUUUGUAUGAUAAUAAAGUGUUUAAAUUUUGGCAACAGAUUGUAUAAACUACGUGGGAAGUAUCGCGUUUAUAGUAAAAUUACUGCGCUGCAAUUUGUAGACAUAAAUUCCCAAUGUUCUCUCUCUGAAUGUCUGUCCUUCCUUAAU